GGCGCGCUGCGCUGGCGCCGCGGGCCCAGAGCACCCCUUCUGGGUCUUCGACUGGGGCCGGUGCCUGGGCGCCGCCCCGGCCUCCUGCGCGGCGGCGCUCUUCGUGUCCGGCGUCCUGUGCUCCGCGGCCGGCAUCGGCGGCGGGGGCAUCUACGUGUCGCUGCUGAUGGUGCUGGGCGGGCUGACGGCGCGCGACGCGGUGCCCCUGUCCAAGGGGGUUGUGUUCUUCGGGGCGAUGGCGUCCCUGGCCCUGAACCUGAGGAAGUCGCAGGACAAGAAGGCGCCGCCCCUCAUCCACUACGGCGUGUGCCGGCUGGUGGUGCCCUCCGCGUUGCUGGGGACGCUGUUCGGGGUGCUCAUCAACCACACGGCCGGGGACAGGCUUAUCCUCGUCCUGCUCAGCGCCAUCCUGGUCUUCAUGGCGUACUCGUCGGUCCGCACGACCGCGAAGCAGUACGCGGAGGAGAUGGCGGCGCCGGGGCCGUCGCCGGGCGCCGCCGCCGCCACCGACUCGGAGGCCGCCAUCUCGGUCGGCACCCCGUUCGCGAAGCGCGACGCCUACGGCGGCGCCGCGCUGCUGGCGACCAUCGUGCUGUGCGGUUCCCUCCGCUUCCACUGGCAGCGUCUCGCGGGCGGGCUCGCCCAGGGGAGCCCCUGGCUGACCUCUGCGCUCCACGCCGCGACCCUGGCCGUGCCCAUCGCCCUCUGCCUGCUGGCCACGGUGUACAACAGCUACAUGUGCAUCGGGGAGGAGUGCAUUAUGCCCGCCGAGGUCGUCCGGUACUCGGCCAUGGCUGCCUUCACCGGCUGCUUCGCUGGCCUCGUCGGCGACGAACUGCUCGAAGACGACUUCGAGGACGACUGCUCCGUACUGCAGCUGGCUGUGGAACCCGCGGCCCUGACGAAGCCGCUGGACUGGCAUUUGGACCCCCGGAUCUUCUCGUGCGGCCGCCUGGCGCUGCGCCCCCCGCGGACGGGAGACGCCGGCUGCCGGCGUCCCAGUCUUUUCACCCACGGCUUCUCGAGGAAGUGGCGCGUGGGGCUGUGGACCUCCAAGCCGUCGUCGCUGCCCUCGCGGGCUGACGGCUUCUGCAGCCGGUGA
Molecule: messenger RNA, 1102 nt
Organism: Prorocentrum cordatum
Lineage: Eukaryota; Dinophyceae; Prorocentrales; Prorocentraceae
Source: the annotation of a GenBank genome assembly